Triticum aestivum (bread wheat) is the source of this 1012-nucleotide messenger RNA. RefSeq names its product probable RNA-binding protein EIF1AD. The transcript has 4 exons. Lineage: Eukaryota; Viridiplantae; Streptophyta; Magnoliopsida; Poales; Poaceae. The record is from RefSeq and is a predicted model, not a curated record. Gene Ontology annotation, cellular component: nucleus. Bases 220 to 726 code for a protein of 168 amino acids. Gene Ontology annotation, biological process: translational initiation. Gene Ontology annotation, molecular function: RNA binding; translation initiation factor activity.
AGUUGUGCCUGCAGUCCUACCCUAGCUAGUUCCCCACCAGAGCACACCCGCCGCCGCCGCCGCCGCAACAAGAGCCGCCGCUAGCUCGCCGCCGUCCGCCUCCUUCCCUCUGGGCAGCCAGCACCGCAGCAGUGUUGAGUCCAGCACCAGAAGCAGAACCUUCCCUCUGUCGGUGGGCUGCGGCGCCGUCCGUCCGUCCGUCCGUUGAGGAGGGCAAGAAUGAAGGGCGGUAGGAAGAACCUGCGGCGCGCGUGCGAGGAGGGCACCGCGGUGACGCUGGCGGAGGGCGAGAGCAUCAUGCAGGUCGUCACGCUGCGCGGCUCAAACCUCAUCGAGGUGACCGACGGCGAGGGCGUCAAGUCUCUCGCCCUCUUCCCCGCCAAGUUCCAGAAGAGCUUCUGGAUCAAGAACGGGAAUUUCGUGGUUGUGGAUGCUAGUGGCAGGGACGAGGCUCUCGAAUCUGGAAGCAAGAUAGCCUGUGUCGUCUCGCGCGUCCUCUUUCACGACCAGGUUCGCGCCCUCGAGAAAUCCGGCCAAUGGCCGGCUAUCUUCAAGUCAACUCCCAAUGGGUGGGCGACAGGGCCACAAGGAACGACAUCACAGGCUGAGGAAGAGCACAACUCUGAUGAAGACGACGAUGAUGAUAUGCCGCCACUUGAGGCAAACACGAACAGAAAUAGACCGUUUGACGUGCAUUCCGAUACAGAAAGUGAUUCUGAUUCUUGAACUGGUAGACGACUUGGGAAUAGUCAUCAUCCUAUGGUUACCGUCCACCUGUACACCUAAUGUAUUUAUGCUUGUUGAAUUUGGGCAUGACAUCAUAAACUUACGGCCCAAUCUGUCAAAGAUAUAGUAGUCAGUGCGUUUUGUCGACAUUAAGUGGCAGGGCAUGUGGAGGCCUGUCACCUGUAGUGUAAUAUGAAGAAAACAAGAAUGUUGCACCUAGCUUAUUGUGGUUGUGGAUGUUAUUGUGCAAGUCUGCUUGCUUUCCACCUUGAAAGUGGAUUGAAAA